This is a messenger RNA of Oryza sativa Japonica Group (Japanese rice), 3076 nucleotides long. RefSeq names its product BTB/POZ domain-containing protein At5g47800. The record is from RefSeq and is a predicted model, not a curated record. Lineage: Eukaryota; Viridiplantae; Streptophyta; Magnoliopsida; Poales; Poaceae.
AGCAUUAGUGCAAUCACCACUGUUUGUUUGUUAUCCUACCUUACCUUUUAUUUUUUGGAGGCACACACACACACCUCUCUCUCUAUGAUUCUCUCCCUCUCUCUGAAAACUGAAGAGUAUGUUUAUGCUACAAGCUGGAGUUUGGUGCAUGAUGAGGAUACAAGGGACAUGAGUUGCAUGGAGGCCCCAUAUGUCUUCCUUAAUGCCUUGAUGCUUUGGGCAUUCAAGAAAAAUGCUAGGCACACAAGCACAAAACUAGCAGAAAAAUCCACUUCUUUUGGAUUAUUCCUACACUAGAAAAGUUUAAAAAGUUAUCUUGGAUUUACUUAUUUAUUCUCCGCUCUUCCUUGGAAAAUUUUGAUUACCUUAUCCUGGAUUUCUUCAUUGCUUCCUUAAAAAAGAUGCCUCUAAUGAGGCAAGAUCCAACUCUACUACAUUUUCUUUGUCACUAAUGUGGCCAGCACCCUGUCUUUGUAUUGGAUGAUGAGUGUGUGUGUGGUUUGGGCACAAGUCACACCAACACACACCAUCAACAAAAAGGACCUAGCUAUGCUAAGCUAGAGUGAUCCUAAUCAAAUCAACAGGACCCCUAAAAUUCCACCCAAGUGCUUGUGCUAUGUGUGACCCUAACUGUGAAGUCAUGCUUGCAUAUAACACCAAGGAAAUGCAUACAAAAAACACACCAAUAAUAUGUACACUUUUUUCUUAUCAGGGAUACUCUCUGAAGGUGAAAGGCCAUAGAGAGAAAGAGAGAGAGAGAGAGAGAGCUAGUAUGGGGCUCACAGAAAGUUAGUAGCUAUGAACAGUGAACACACACACUCACAAAAUUGAAGGUGUGGUCCUGAAAGCUCCUCUCUUCCCUUGGAGGUUUAUAUAUAUAUAUAUAUUAGCAAGGCUGAUUGUGCCUUUUCUCUAAAGAGAAGAGAAGGGCCACAUCUUAUUAGUCCCCCUCACAUUUGCCAUUAGCUUAAGCUUCAGCUUUUUAGCUGGCAGAUCUUAAGGCUUCAGAAUUUCUCUUUAAUUCAUCAAGGAUAUCAAGAAGUUCUUCACCAUGAAGUACAUGAAGCUUGGGACAAAGCCUGACACAUUCUACACCGAAGAAGCUGUCAGGUCUGUACUGUCAGACGUACCUGCUGAUCUCAUCAUACAUGUCAACAACACAAAGUAUCAGCUACAUAAGUUCCCCCUCCUCCUCAAGUGCGGCCUCCUGCAGCGCCUCUGCUCCGAUGACGACGGCGUCGACGGCGUCGAUGCGGCGCCGGUGCCGGUGGCGCUGCACGACAUCCCCGGCGGCGAGGAGGCGUUCGAGCUGUGCGCCAAGUUCUGCUACGGCAUCUCCAUCAACAUCGGCGCGGGAAACUUCGUGGCGGCGGCGCUGGCGGCGAGAUUCCUCCGGAUGACGGAGGCGGUGGCCAAGGGGAACCUCGUCGCCAAGCUCGACUCCUUCUUCGACUCGUGCAUCCUCCAGGGCUGGAAGGACCCCAUCGCCGCCCUCACGGCCGCGUGGCGGAUCUCCGGCUGGUCCGAGAGCCGCAUCGUCCAGCCCUGCGUCGACGCCAUCGUCGAGAAGAUCCUCACGCCCCCCUCCAAGGUUACGUGGUCGUACACCUACACGAGGCCUGGGUACGCAAAGAAGGCCCACCAGUCAGUGCCCAAGGACUGGUGGACGGAGGACGUGUCGGAGCUGGACAUCGACGUCUUCCGCUCCCUCCUCUCCACCGUCUGCGCCGCCCGCCUCCUCCCGCCGCCGCUCAUCGGCGAGGCCCUCCACGUCUACGCCUGCAAGCACCUGCCUGACCCGCUCAACCACGCCGCCGCCGCCGCCACCGCCAACGGCCAGAGCUCUGAGCUGGAGACGGCGGCGGCGAAGCAGCGUCGCGUGCUGGAGACCAUCGUCACCAUGAUCCCCGGCGACGCCGGCGCGGUCACCGGCCGCUUCCUGCUCCGGCUGCUCCGCGUGGCGAGCUACGUCGGCGCGUCGCCGUCGACGCGCGCGCAGCUGGUCCGGCAGGCCGGGGCGCAGCUCGACGAGGCGAGGGCGGUGGACCUGCUCGUCCCGAUGCCGUCGUCGUCGGACCCGCCGGCGUACGACGUCGGCGCCGCGGAGGCCGUGCUCGAGCACUUCCUGGCGCUGUUCCAGCGGCCGGCGCCGCCCGACGAGCGGCGGCGGAUGAGCGCCGCCAUGGAGAAGGUGGCCAGGACGUUCGACGAGUACCUCCGCGCCGUCGCGCUCCACGCCGACUUCCCCGUCGGCAAGUUCGUCGACCUCGCCGAGUGCUUGCCGGACAUCGCCCGCAACGACCACGACGGCCUCUACCACGCCAUUGACACCUAUCUCAAGGAGCACCCGGAGCUGAGCAAGGCGGACAAGAAGCGGCUAUGCCGGAUGAUCGACUGCCGGAAGCUGUCGCCGGACGUGCGGGCGCAGGCGAUCUCCAACGACCGGAUGCCGCUGCGCACCAUCGUGCAGCUGCUCUUCGUCGAGCAGGAGAGGGCCAUGGGCGGCGGCGGCGCAAGCGGCAGCAACAGCGCCGUCGCGCCCGACGCCAUCGCAAUGCUCGCCGCAAGAAAGGAGAAGGAGGACGAGCCGCCGGCGCCGGCCGCUGACCACAAGUCGGACGUGCACCGGCCACGCGGCGACCACGGCGAACGCGCCCGGGCGGACGGCGCGGCGAUGACGAGGUCGCUCUCGGCGUCCACCACCAAGACGGCCGGCGCUGCCGCGCCGAGGACGGCGGAGAGUAGGGGGAGCAGGAUGAGGAACAAGUAAAUCAAUGGUGGUCGCCCAUGAAUGGAUGACAUUCUUGUUUCUUCUGAUCCCUUGCUUGAAAUUUGUUGAUACUUGUGAUUCUUGAUUUUUUUUUCUUUUGGUAUUCUUUUUCUAUUUUCUUCUUCAUUUUGAUUUCAGUGCAUCCCAUUUUUGGUGGGAGAUGUGAGGGCCAUAUUGUUGAAAGAGGGAAGAGAAUGAGGGGUAGAUUUUGUAAUUAAAUGGAUGGGGGAUAAUAAGAGGCUAUAAUCAUACGACCUAGCAUAGCUCACCAAUCAAGAAAAAUGUCCAUCUUCAUCAUUCAUUCCA